Molecule: messenger RNA, 669 nt
Organism: Moneuplotes crassus
Lineage: Eukaryota; Ciliophora; Spirotrichea; Euplotida; Euplotidae
Source: the annotation of a GenBank genome assembly
UUAUUUUAUUUGCACACUGAAUAUGCUCUAUGAAUAUUGUCUACAGGUUAUCCACAAUCAAAGUGAUAGCUUUCUGGCUUGCUUUGAUUAUUAAAUCUAUAUGCUUCAUUGUUUUUAAAUGUACUCAUUAUGUGAUAGCCUCACAGAUUAGUGUUAUUGAUGCAAAAUUCAGUCAAUGCUUCUUAUCUGACCAAAGUUGAUAAGAAAAGCUAUAGAUCGUAUCUCUGUUGGAUCCUUCUUGCAAGCUGAAUGUCUGGGUUUCGAUCACCUAGAUCUUGAGGUACAUCAGGUGUCUAGUCGCUUAUCAUGAGGUUCAAGAAUACCUUAAACUAAAACAAAAUGUAAUUUUUUGCAUCAUCAUAGCCUUGAUUCUAGUAUUGGUUGAGAAUUCAUAUUAAUGAAUUUGAAUAUUUUGUACUCUAGAAGUGUAUGCACUACUGAGUGUGUCCCAUCUGGAUAGAGACAUUUGGAGAGAAGAAGUUGUAGUUGGAAAUGUAUUCCAUUCUCCCAAGAGUCCAAUUUUUUAUAAAAGCUAUUCAUAUUGAUAUCUGUAAAAUCUUUGAUAUCUCAGAGUUGUUUGAGGAUUUCUUUGUAUAAUUUAGUCUUGCUGGAAGCAAUCCCCAGACCAACUCCUUAAGAGGUAAGGUCGACUCAAUUGUAUUAAUUAGU